GUGAGGCUUCGCUCUCUCUCUCUCUCUCUCUCUCUCUCUCUCUCUCCUUCCUUCCCGAAUCCGACUCGAACUCGAAGCCGCCCCUUCGAUUGUCUAACCACGGCUGGGGUCGUCGCCUGAAUCACUGUAUUGAAACGGCAGCGUUUUAGCUCGAUUGUGUUGCUCAGGGCAAAACCGCAAAAGGCGCUCCUUCAGCCAGUUCUUCUGUAUGCAACCUUGUCUUCCAUGGAGACCAACGGACUCGAUGCUUCAGGCGUGGAGAGGAAAUUUGAUGGCUACAAUGAAUGAGAAGGAUGUUCUAUCAACCCAGUCUGUCAAAGAAACUGCUGCUUCUUUUCCGAGCUCAGAAGCAAACCCUAUAGAAACUGAAAUAAAAGCUCGUGUUAAUGCUGUAUGGGAGCAAAUGAAUAAAGGAAUGUCCAGUAAGACACUGAAUGAUUUACUGAAGAAGGGUAGUUCCACAGUGAAUAAAACCUCAAAGAAGUCGUCUUCUUCAUCUGCUAACUGGAAGAAAUAUCUAGGUCUGGCACCAAAAGCAGCAGUGUCGAUGGAAAAGGAUGUGCCACAGAAGGAAUCUAGCAUCUUACAGAGCAGCUCUAGUGAGGAGGCCAAGAGAAUUGCUGCUGCUGCUCUCUCAGCAGUUAAGGAUGCUGCAGUUUCUACUUCAGGCAGGGGAAAAGUUGAGAUCAUGGAGGUUCGGGACUUUGCAGGUCAAGAGAUCGAAUUUAAGAAGCUUGUUGAUGCUGAUUCAAAGGAGGCUUUUGAAAAGGCCAAAGCUACUGCACCAUCUGCUGUUGAUGCUGUCCUAGAGCAAAUAAAAAAGAAACCAAAGCUUAGUGUUUUGGACAAGACUAGAAAGGAUUGGGGGGAGUUCAAGGAAGAAAAUAAAGGGCUGGAAGACGAGUUGGAUGCAUACAAAAAGAGUUCUAAUCAGUAUCUUGAUAAGGUUUCUUUCUUACAUCGAACAGAUUACCGUGAAUUUGAGCGGGAGAGAGAUGCACGGCUAGCUCUGCAAGCUAAGAGGAGGCCUGAUAUGCGAGAAGAGCCAUAGUUGCCCCACAUCGGCUAAUAAGCUGCUGAAUAUUUUAUUGCGGCCUUUGGCAAGGUGAAAAUAUGAGUCCUAUCGAUAUCUUUGAAAUGGAUAUGAUCAACUUGUAUAAGUCAUGCGGUUCAAGAUGUUUUCAAUCCAUCUGAGAAUUCCACUAUGAAAGUGAGAGACGAGAUUGUAUACUUGCAAAACAAUUUAACCUCCUUUCUCAAAUUUUAUUUGACAAGACUGUAUUUUCAAUAUAAAAAAUUCUUCCUUUCCUUUGAUUCGUGUA
Molecule: messenger RNA, 1322 nt
Organism: Ziziphus jujuba (common jujube)
Lineage: Eukaryota; Viridiplantae; Streptophyta; Magnoliopsida; Rosales; Rhamnaceae
Exons: 6
Coding region: 209-1051 (280 amino acids)
Source: RefSeq, a predicted model, not a curated record